Scomber japonicus (chub mackerel) is the source of this 582-nucleotide messenger RNA. RefSeq names its product plexin-C1-like. Gene Ontology annotation, cellular component: semaphorin receptor complex. Gene Ontology annotation, molecular function: semaphorin receptor activity. The record is from RefSeq and is a predicted model, not a curated record. The transcript has 5 exons. NCBI's taxonomy places the organism in Eukaryota, Metazoa, Chordata, Actinopteri, Scombriformes, Scombridae. Bases 1 to 582 code for a protein of 193 amino acids. Gene Ontology annotation, biological process: positive regulation of axonogenesis; regulation of GTPase activity; semaphorin-plexin signaling pathway involved in axon guidance.
AUGACGAAAGAGGGCAGGAGAAGCUCAGCCUCUCAGAAACAUAACCAAAGCUACAAUUCUUGUUGUCAGCUUGCUGUGGACAACAACUAUCACACCACCUGCCCCAAGGUGCUCUACAGGGCCAAUGAUGACCACAAAGUGUUUCCCAAAAUACAUCUGGAUGAAGUGGAUCAUCAACAUGCGUAUGUGGCAUUUCAAAACCAGAUGAAGCGUGUACCUGUGUCAAAGUGCAGCACAUAUAAAACUCUGCAGGACUGUUGGUCUGCUCAGGAUCCAUACUGUGUCUGGUGUGGCUCCAACAGAUGCACAUUUGAAGAUGAAUGCCCAGAUUCAGACUGGUUAUCCAUUCCUGAAGAUUACCAGGAGAAAAUGGUUUCCUACACUAUAACAAAAGACACCACUGACCAGAUCACACUAAAGAUCCAGACACACCUGACUGUGGGUCAGAACGCGCUGUCUAAUUUCGUCUGUGAAAUCUCUUCAAGUGUCAAUGAGUUUUGUAGAAGAGAAAGCGCUCCCCCACAGUUCCCACAAUGCCCCUGCAUCCUCUCAAAUAACACACUUCCCAUUGAAGGUCAGUGA